Molecule: messenger RNA, 1198 nt
Organism: Aspergillus steynii IBT 23096
Lineage: Eukaryota; Fungi; Ascomycota; Eurotiomycetes; Eurotiales; Aspergillaceae
Product: aromatic alcohol reductase
Exons: 3
Coding region: 83-1015 (310 amino acids)
Molecular function (GO): oxidoreductase activity
Source: RefSeq, a predicted model, not a curated record
UAAGGACCUGAGAUCCUUGGUACAAAAUGUUACUAUUCAUCGAUAAUUCAUCUUUACCAGUCAACAUACUGUUUUUAUCAACAUGACGACCGCUAUCAAGAAUGUGGCCAUUAUCGGGGCCAGUGGGCUUCUGGGAAGUCGCAUUUCAACCGCAUUGAUGUCUACGGGACAUCAUGUCGCAGCGAUCCAGCGACCCAGCUCAGAGAAGCAGGUUCCCGCGGGAGUCCAGGUCAUCAAAGCCGAUCUCAACGACGAAGCCGCAUUGAAACAGGCCUUCACCGGUAUCGACGCAGUCAUCAGCGCCGUCGGCCUGCCCUCCUUCGAGACAGAGAAAGUAUGGAUCGACGCCGCCUUCAGCGCGGGCGUGAAGCGCAUCAUCCCGUCCGAAUUCACAACCAACAUGGAAUCCCCGAUCACGAUCCAACUCCCCGUGGCCACUGAAAAAGUGAAGGUCCGCCAAUACCUGCAGUCGAGGAUCACCAGCCCUUCCGCGCCAACGACCUGGACCUCCCUCAACAACGGACCCUUCUUCGACCUGACCAUCAAGUUCGGCGCCCUGGGCCCCAACCCCCUGACCCAGCAGGCCGUCUUCCACAACGGCGGCAACAACCCCAUCGGCCCAUCGACCCUGUCGGACAUCGCCACCGCCGUGGCGAGGAUCCUGGAUCCUGCUCACCUCGCGGAGACUGCUAAUCAACCGGUCCACAUCUACUCUGUGGCCAUCACGGAGCGGAAACUGACUGCCCUAGUGUCGAAGAUCACGGGGGUGGAUUUCGGAUCCGUCGAGGACGGCAGGAUCCCCGACCUGAACGUGUCCAAGCUGCUGGAGGAGUCGAAUGCGCAGCUGGCCAAGGGAGACUUCUCGGUCAUGAUGAACUACUAUUACGCGAUGAUGUAUGAAGAGGGCUACGGCGGCAAGGACUUUGAGAAGCUCUCGUGGAAUGAGCGAUUGGGGAUUCGCGUGAUGAAUGACGAGGAGCUGGAAGAGGCUGUACGCGGGCUCAUCGCGAACUGAAUGGUCUUGAUUCUUUAUAUGGGGUCUUUUGUGUUCCUGUAGAUAGUGGUGGAACCUCUCGCCAUGUUGGUGGUAGAUUCUGGUAGUUUCAUAGCUUAUUCCGCGAUGUUGUUAUAUGACCUUGUCUAUAUAGUUAAGGACUUACUCUGCUGUAUAUAAUAGUUGAUCAUGGUCUACGAGUCU